AGAAACCGCUUAACACUGGUGAUGACGACAAGAGUUAUGACACAAUACAAGUAAGUGGAGAUUGUUAUCAUUAUUUAAACGGACAUGCAGAAAAUGUUCGUUCAUCUUUUGGCGGUACGUGCUAGCCAAUGCUCGUUCAAUUCCGUAUUUCUUUGCUAGCGCGUAUAUGGUCCGUUUUCAUUCUCAGCUACGCUAUCGUUUGGAGAAGCCCGCCGCUGUUGGCGGCGUGCCCGCCCUAAGUCUCGUCUGUGUGUUGCCCUCUCUUUGUUGUGCGGCUGCUGCUGAUGGUAGCGAAAGUCGGCCCUCCUCCAGUGCUCAGUCGCAUCACCGUAGUAGUAAACAAUAAUUAUUCCGGAGUCCCGGCAGACCGACAAGACGCGGAAGAAAAAGGAAAACACGACUGUCCCCUUGGGGGACGCCACAGCCACCUCAGCUCCUCAGCCAGCAGGCAAGAUGAAUUCGUCACAGAACCUGAAAAUCAAGCUCAAGGAGCUGGACGACAUCGAAAAGGAGGUGGCUGGGGCUCUGCAAUCGGCUGGACUCGCACUCGUAGAACUCGGCAAAGAGAAGCCGUCAAUGAAACAAGUAGAGUCAAAUGCGUCAAAUUUCAUCAAAACACUUCAAGGAGUCGAAAAUGGUCUGUCGAAGCACAUCAUCUAUCUUACUCAGGUCUCAACGGUUCAACCUCACGAAGGCAGCAGUUACGCCGCUCAAAAGGUGUUUCAUAUGGCAUUACAUCGUCUGGAACAUGCCCGGUCGCGAAUGAAUGAGCUGGAGCGCCUUCGACAGACUCAUCUGCAGCAAGACGCGCAGCACAAUCCACCAAUGCCACCGCAGAUGGCUGGUGGCCAGCAAGGACAACAGCAAGGCCCUAUGGGUGGUCAGGCAAUGGGAGCUCAAAGCCAGAUGGGCGGUAGUCAAAGUUCUAUGGGAGGCGGGCAGGGUCCUCAGGGAAUGGGUGGAAUGCAGAGUCCUAUGGGCGGAAGCGGCAUAGGACAGAUUGGACAGAGUCCAGGUGGACCUUUGGGCGGUUCUAUGCAGGGCAGCCAAAUGGGAAUGUCACCAAGCCAGGGUCAAAUGGGUGGACCCAUGAAUCAACAAGGAACUAUAAUGGGACAGCAAGGUCAAAUGGGAGGUUUAGGUGGCGGCCAAAUGUCUGGUAUGGGACCUAUGAGCCAGCAAAAUUCUAUGGGACAGGGCGUUCCUAUUGGCCAUGAUCAGUACGGAGGUUCAGGCAUAAUGGGGAAUGCUCCAGGUCAGAUGGGUAUGCGACCACCUGGACCCGGUGGCAUGAUGGGUCAACAACCUCCAAUGGGUGGAAUGGCUGGAAUAGGAGGAAUCGGUGGCCAGAUGGGGCCUCAAGGACUGUAGCGAAAUUCUUGUAGCGAAACAAAAUACUAGCUUUUGGCCAAGUGAUUCACAGUUUUUGAACAUAACGAACUAAUCGUUGAGGUUGAGUCAAACUAAUGGCGGGAAAAUGUCACAAGUGUGUCAAGUGUGACAUCUGUUUAUUGUAUAUAAUAGCUGUCAUGUCUUACUAAGACGUAAACGAAAUAAAGCGAAAAAAGGACACGCACAUGAUAUA
Varroa destructor (honeybee mite) is the source of this 1585-nucleotide messenger RNA. RefSeq lists its product as uncharacterized. NCBI's taxonomy places the organism in Eukaryota, Metazoa, Arthropoda, Arachnida, Mesostigmata, Varroidae. The record is from RefSeq and is a predicted model, not a curated record. Gene Ontology annotation, cellular component: mediator complex. Gene Ontology annotation, molecular function: transcription coregulator activity. Gene Ontology annotation, biological process: regulation of transcription by RNA polymerase II.